This is a messenger RNA of Selaginella moellendorffii, 1423 nucleotides long. Its product is annotated as urease accessory protein G. Gene Ontology annotation, molecular function: GTPase activity; nickel cation binding. The transcript is spliced from 9 exons. Lineage: Eukaryota; Viridiplantae; Streptophyta; Lycopodiopsida; Selaginellales; Selaginellaceae. Bases 452 to 1255 code for a protein of 267 amino acids. The record is from RefSeq and is a predicted model, not a curated record.
GUUUCAGCUUGAAGCGCCGCGAAAACCAUCAAGAGAGCGAUCGUCGUCGUCUUCCACAUCUUUGCGAAAGAGAAAAAACGCGCAGAAGGACGUGAUGAGGAAAACAAAAAGAGAACCAUAGCACUAACGGAGCACGAGGUUGAUCCUUGCGAGAAGGAUUAUCGAUCGAGGUGCUGCCGUGCCGGGUUAAAAAGGAGCUCUGCGAUUAGUGGUAAAUGAGAGCUGCAGAGUUCGUUGGAGGUGGGAUGAUUGACAGCUUCGCAUCGCAGGAAUCUUUAAAAAUGUGAUACUGGAAGCUUUCAAUCACAGCAGGCUGAUCGAGGCAGGCAGCAUAACCGACGCUGAAGUUCCACGAGGCAAAGAGCCACUAUUCUAAGUUGAUUUGACCGAUAUGAUCGGAAAAAAUUAAAUCGACGGCUCGGCUGUUAGAAGAGGGAGGAAAAGAUCAACUAUGGCGGAGCACCAUCACCACCACGAUCACGGCGAAGCUCAUGGGGCCAACGAGUGGAAGGGUCCGGAUGGAAAGCUCUACCACUCCCAUGAUGGUUUGGCUCCUCACACGCACGAGCAGCUCGAUUCUCCUGGCUACUUCAACCGGCGGCCUUUGGCUCUGCAAUCUCGCAACUUUGCGGAGCGCGCUUUUACUGUCGGGAUCGGAGGACCGGUUGGAACAGGGAAGACAGCUCUAAUGCUUGCUCUUUGCCAGGCCUUGCGAGAUAAAUACAGCAUCGCAGCCGUUACAAACGACAUUUUUACACGAGAGGAUGCCGAGUUUCUGGUUAAAAACGGUGCUCUUGCCCCCGAACGAAUAAGAGCUGUCGAAACUGGUGGAUGCCCCCACGCUGCAAUUCGAGAAGACAUCAGCAUUAAUUUGGGACCACUGGAAGAACUCUCUACAAAGUUCUCGGCUGACAUACUUUUGUGCGAAUCCGGAGGAGAUAACCUCGCCGCAAACUUCAGCAGGGAACUAGCCGACUACAUCAUCUAUAUUAUCGAUGUCUCUGGGGGCGACAAAAUUCCUCGCAAAGGCGGGCCUGGUAUCACACAAGCCGAUCUCCUUGUUAUCAACAAAACGGAUCUAGCGCAGGCUGUUGGAGCGGAUUUGAAAGUGAUGGAACGGGACGCGUUGAGAAUGCGUGACGGUGGUCCAUUCGUCUUUGCACAGGUGAAGCACGGUGUAGGAUUGCAAGAUAUAAUCGACUACGUGCUCCAUGCAUGGGAGGAUGCAACCAAGAGAAAGAGAUCACGGCGGUGAAGUGAGGAAGACAAACGCCAUCGCUCCAGAAAGCCGGAUCUGACAGAAGAAAAUAAUCACCUCUUCCACUGAUUGCCGUCUUAGCAACGUGAUCGCCCUAGUGACUUGGAUUUGAUUUUCUUUAUAGAGAGAAAUCUAAUAAACAAUUUAAGAAGCGUUUGGCCAGUA